Molecule: messenger RNA, 1755 nt
Organism: Trichomonas vaginalis G3
Lineage: Eukaryota; Parabasalia; Trichomonadida; Trichomonadidae
Product: DNA/RNA polymerases family
Exons: 1
Coding region: 1-1755 (584 amino acids)
Source: RefSeq, a predicted model, not a curated record
AUGUGUGGUAAAGCGUUUACAUAUGCAAAUAAACCAACAUUGGAUAGAAUCGAUAAUGAAAAACCGCAUACCAAAGAAAAUUGUCAGUUAAUGUGUUGUUAUUGCAAUGUCGUAAAAUCAAAUAAAGAUGAAGAUGUUCAACGUUUAAGAAUCAAUUUAAGAAAUUAUGCAUUAAAAAAUAAUUUACCAAUGACUUUAGAUUUGGUUGAAGCUUAUCACAUUCUCCGUAAUGGAAUUACUGGUGGUUUAUCAAAUGUUCAACAUCGUGUUAAUCUUAAAGGAAUCACGCACAUUAAUAAACUUUCAUAUAAUCCAGAAACUAAAACUGUAUCAAAUGAGGACACCACCAACAUCAUGACUCAUUUCGUUGGUGUUGAUUUUAAUUCAUUAUAUCCUUCAUCAUUUUCAUCUAAUCCUCAUGAUUUCAUUCAAUAUACUGACCAUAAAAUGUAUAUGCCGGGAAGAUUGAAUGGUGUUAUCAUUUGUGAUACAGCAACAAAGAAAGCAAAAGCAUUGGGAAUUAUUAGAAAGAAAAAUACUUUAUUCGUGGCUGAAGUAAAGGGUCACAUUGAUGAAAAAUACAUUAAUGAUUACAUAAACUUUUUACCGAUAAUAAGAAACUUAGAUAUUAUCACAGAUGAAAAAACAAUUGGCAGUUUUAUGUAUAAUUACAUGAAAUCAAACAAUCUACCAGUUGACCAGAAACAGAGAAAAUUAACUCAGUUAGCAUCAACACACAACCAAUAUCAACCAUUUUCAUCUUAUUAUCUUUGGUAUCUAAUAGACAGAUUUCAUUUUAUCAUUGAUGACAUUCAAUCAAUUUUAACAUUUACUAAAAACACUUGCUUUAAUGAAUUUGCGAACGAAUUUAUGAACGAAAGACAAAAGGCUGAAUUAGAAGGAAAUAAAGGAAAAAGUUUAUUUUGCAAGAUUUCACUUAAUGGAUCAUAUGGUUACGAUGCAAUGAAUACACAAAAUUACGCAAAGACUAAAAUAAUGAAUGCACAGAAGGCACGCGUUGCAUGUAUGUCAAAUAAGUUUAAAAACAUAAGAGAAAUAGGUGAAGAUACGUAUCAAAUGAUGCUCAAAGAUAGAUUUUAUAGAUAUGAAACAUGUUUACAAGAGGCAUUCUUUACUUUAGAUAAUGCUAAAUACUGGUAUUUGGUUUUCAUUUAUGAUUUUAUGUAUAAAUGCUUGAAUGUUAAUCGUUUUCAUUUCAUUGAAGGUGAUACUGAUUCAUCUUAUUGGGCUAUUGCUGGCGAUCCAAAUCUUCCUAACACUCAAGCAUUUCAGGCGAUUGUAACCAAUAAAAAAUUUUAUGAUAAAAACAUUUUCAAAUUCGCACCAUUUGAUUUCUUCUGUUUUGAUGAGAAAUUUAAACCUAAAUUAAAGAAUAAAGCUGAAGAAAAAGCACAUGAGAAGAAGUUAUUGGGUUUAGCAAUUGAGAAACAAGGCGAUAACAUGGUUGCUUUAUGCCCCAAGUGUUAUACAUCAUUCAACGGUUCAAUGGGUGGAAGUGAUUUUAAAAAGAUUGCACAAAAAAUGAAAGGUGUUAGUUUACGACAAAAUAAACAAUUAACACCUAAAAAUUAUUUGGAUAUAAUAAAUGAUAAAGUGAUAUUUGAUGGUCAGAAUAUUAAUUUACAACUUCAAAACGGGUCAAUGACUCGCUUAACAAUCGGUAAGACUGCAUUAACAGGAGCACACACUAAGGCUGUAUGUUGUGAAAAUGGAUGUUGUAUGCCAUUUAUUUAA